AUGGGUUACUUCGACAAGUAUCACCUAGAUUCGCGAUUCAAGUCGAUACGCACGGGUUACCAUCCGGGCGACCCGCGCUACCACUAUCAUGUUGUCGUGGAUUGGGACCAACGGCGCACCAUCACUGUCGGCACCUCAGAGGAGAAAGACGAGGAUUUCGUCUUCGAAGCCCUCAAUGAACAUAUCGAUGAUCUCCCCGAAGACGUUGUCUGCAUCAUCAUUUCAGAUGACUUCGAGCUGCUAUCGUCGUUCACCGACUCUGCCAAAGAUCGGACCUUAAUUCCUUACUACCCCGAGCCUCUCGAUUUCCCAUCACAGUUGCCAACCAUACGCCGCUCGCAACUCACGGAAAUCGACCGGUUAGGAGUCCAGACUGAUCGCGUCAUUUACGAAUCCGUGCCUGGGAAGACAAAGCACGCCGUUUUCAAGUAUUACAUAAACGAAGGCAACACUGCCAUGGUCUGGCACGAAAUCAACUGCACUUUAAGAAUUCCAGUUCACCCAAACAUUGUCCCCUUUGACCGCCUUGUUGUUGACUCAGCCGGCCCAGGGUUCCCGGAUAAGGUUGUGGGCUUUACCACUCCCUUUAUCCCAGGGGGGACGAUCAAGGAUGACAUCAAUCGUGUCUUUAAGCUCAAACAUCUCAGACAUCUUCUAACGGCUAUCGACUAUCUCAACCUCAGACUGGGCAUAGUCCACGGCGAUAUCUGCAGCUGGAACCUUCUCAUCAACCCGGAGACGGACGAACUCAAGAUCUUCGACUUCAAUCUUGCCUCCAAAUUGGGAUGGGAAGGCGACAGGAAGAACCAUGGUACGUUUGGCUACGAGGAAGAGCGCAACGAUGUCAAGCUGGCCGCCUUCACGCUCUACGAGAUCAUCACACAGGACUUGUCGUUUCGCGAAGAGCACUACCCGGAAGAUCUCGAUAUCUCCAUGGUUUUGCAGAAGGAAGAGUGGGUACGACACCCCGACGUUCGUCUUGAGGAAGGCAUCGAGGUCUCUGAGUAUCGACGCGUUCUUGAGGACUGGGUCGAAACUCGGAAAUUGGUUGAUGCCCAGAUGAAGGACUACAAGCAAGCGCCUGACUUUAUCGACUGGCCUUCUUCACCACCUCGCUUUCCGAUCUUGGACGACGAGGAGUGGGCUAGUUUUGGUGGUCGGUAUCGAAUGCGACAGAUGUUGAUUAAACGCGGUGAACCGUUCAUUAAAUGGGUGCGUCCGCCCUCUGUCGAUCUCCCUCUUCCAGAGGGUCAGCGCCUCCUUGCCACUGGAGAGGUAGUUGGCUAG
Messenger RNA from Dichotomopilus funicola, 1287 nucleotides. Its product is annotated as CBL-interacting serine/threonine-protein kinase 16. Lineage: Eukaryota; Fungi; Ascomycota; Sordariomycetes; Sordariales; Chaetomiaceae. The transcript has 3 exons. The record is from RefSeq and is a predicted model, not a curated record. Gene Ontology annotation, molecular function: ATP binding; protein kinase activity. Gene Ontology annotation, biological process: protein phosphorylation. Bases 1 to 1287 code for a protein of 428 amino acids.